This is a messenger RNA of Neolamprologus brichardi, 1878 nucleotides long. RefSeq names its product NADPH oxidase organizer 1a (gene noxo1a). Gene Ontology annotation, molecular function: superoxide-generating NADPH oxidase activator activity; phosphatidylinositol binding; protein binding. The record is from RefSeq and is a predicted model, not a curated record. Gene Ontology annotation, cellular component: cytoplasm. NCBI's taxonomy places the organism in Eukaryota, Metazoa, Chordata, Actinopteri, Cichliformes, Cichlidae. Gene Ontology annotation, biological process: superoxide anion generation.
GGAAAAGGCUGAGCUAGUUUCACUGCAGCUCCCAAGCACCCAUCUGUGCUGUCAUUAUGGAGGCUAAGCAGUAUCCCAUAAGCAUCCAUCUAGUUGGAGUACUGCAGAAGGAAAAGACCAAAUUUUACAAGACUUCUGUGCUUUGGUCCGACGAGAGCAGUGUUGUGAUUUACAGACGUUUUCGAGAAUUCAUGAAAAUGCACAAACAACUGAAGAAAGCAUUCCCACCUGCAAACAAGCUGAGAAAAUCUGACAGAAUUGUCCCCAGAUUUCGAGAGGGGAGGGUGAAGCAAGAAAUUCGAGGGAAAGCCCCAACCAAGUCACUGGUGCGCCUGAAAUAUUUGCAGAAAUAUUGCAAUGCAGUCCUGUCCUGUGACCAGCGAGUGUCUCAGUCUGCGGAGCUCAUCCAGUUCUUGAACCCUAAAGAGCAGGACCUGCAGCCAGACUUUGCCAAAAACGGCAUCAUCAUCAUGCCCCCGGAGGAUGAACUCAGAAGCGAAGGACUUCACGCAAACGCCGGUGAAGUGACCCAGCCGUUUAUCACAGAAGCGUACACGUGUGUCGCCCCGUAUGAGACCAAAGACUUCAAGAACAAACCUUUGAAAGUGGCCAUGGGUGACAAACUCGAUGUGGUCAUCAAAGACAAAGGAGGAUGGUGGCUGGUGGAGACUGAAGACAGGCGGAUGGCCUGGUUUCCUGCACCCUAUCUGGAGAGGACAAAUGAUGAUAAUGAAGAUCAUGAGGAGAUUCCUGAAAAAGGAGCACUCUACACUGUAGUCAAGAGCUACAAGGCCACCAAAACUGACGAGGUGACCGUAACCAUAGGUGCUGUGGUGGAAGUCCUGCAGAAGUCUGAAAAUGGCUGGUGGCUCGUCAGAUCCAGUGGAAAAAUGGGUUACAUUCCCACCAUGAUACUGCAGCCCCACCGCUACCCUCAUAUUCAUAACGCUUCCCAUCACCUGGAUCAGCGCCGCCACACUUCCCUUCUCGUUCCAUCCUCGAAUCUGGAACAGCAUUCCCAACUGAGCCUCUCCCAAGGAAGCCUGCUGCAACAUCCCCCCAUAAGGUCUUCGUCACCUCUCCUGAUCUUGCCGGAGAGUAGGCAGAGGUCUGUGUCUCUUGAGGUUUUGUCUGAACAGCCUCAUGCACAGCCUGCUGCAAACAGUACCAGUGCUGCUACCGAUAUCUCCACUUCACCCACCUCUCCCUCUCACCCUCCUCCGCCCAUAAUCACGGUGAAGAUGGAUGGAGAGGACGAACAACGCGUCCUCUCCAGGAGUCAGACAGAGGAUAGUGAGGAUAGCUUUAUGAGCGACAGCACCGACUUUAGCUUCAGUGACGACUCCAGCUUUAACUCGGCCCUGAACCUGUGCCCCACUGCCAAUGAUGAAUGGCUGCGUCUCAGCCGCACGCCUCCACCGGGGAUGAGCAACACCCUCAGCCCAACGAGCGGCUCAGGGGGGAGGCUGAUCUCGAGUGUCUCUGAUCCCACGCUCUACAAAUCACCCAAAAAACCAAAGGUGCCACCCAGACCGGGCGCCCAGGAGAUCCUCUCCCGGUGUACUUCUGUCACCCGCAAGAAUGCAGCAAAAGGUGCUCUGUCACCCACACAAGCUGAGAUCAUCAGCCGAUAAAGUUCCUGUUUGAAAAAUAAAGCUUUAUUUUUGUUACUGUUGGAGUUAUAAAAGUACAGAACAACUGUUCUUUUGUUUUAGAUGAUUAGAUGAAUAUGUGAUAGCUCCUGUAUCAUCACCACUUUGACCAAUCGAUCAUUUAAAAUGCCUUGUUUUAUUUUCCAUACUGGAAGCCUUGUGUUGUGCCUUAUAUGCAUAUAGUCUGUGUAGAUUCCACAAACGAUGGCUCAUCUGCUCAUUUUGA